GCAAAUAGGAUGAUUGAUUACUAAUUUUAUUUAUGGGUCAAAUAAUGCAGCCACAUUCUUAAAAUGAAAAAGCAUUUCUGGACAUGCUUUUUCAUUUGAAAUAUGGUAACGAUUUGCUUCCAUAGAAGAGGGGAACUGGAUUUCGCACAACACCUUUUACGUCAGCACUUGCGUCUUCAACACAAGCCUUGAUACUUCAGCAAACAUCUGCCUGGACUGGACUAAUGGACACAAGCUUCGAAGUAGACAUACUGGAUACAUAACUGGAAAAUAGCAGAUUACAAGCAACAGCAACAGGCUGGUAGAGGCCAGUUAGCCUGUGAGCUAACUGAGAAGCUAACUCUCUCGGAGGACAUUUAGAUAAAAGCACAGAAAUGACUUUACAUGGAGAAUACUGCACUGUUCACAACCUUUUUCAUGGGGAAAUGGAGAAAACAAACUAGAUUUCCCGGUUUUCCACACAUCAUGUCUGUUAAUGCAUUGGAGGUUGAUGCUCAUCACAUUACCCUCUUUCCUAUUAACCAAGAGACCACACAAGACCAACUAACAGAGAUGAAAGAGGAGGAAGCCGAACUGCAGCAGACGGUGGAGGUAAAACCACACCCAGAAUCACAACCAAUCAGAGGAGAACAUGUUGAACUCAGCAUCUUUCAGGAUGUAAAGCAGCUUGUUAUAAAGCAGGAGACUGAUGCCUCUAUGCUGCCUCCUUCUAAUGCGGACAUGUUACACACCAGAACUGAAACAGAACUGCAGUGGAUGACAGAAAUAAAAGAAGAACCAGAGUCUCAACAGAUUAAGGUGGAGCAGGUUGAACUCUACCAUGUUGGAGUGAAGAAGGAAACCGACAACUUUAUGUUGUUUCCUGCUUACAAGGACUCCUCCCACAGCGGACCAGAACCCCUGCAGUUAACUGAGGCAAAGGAAGAACCGGAACCUGUAGAAAAGGAGAAGCUUUUCAGUGAUCAUGAUGAAGAACAGCUUGCAGUGAAGCAGGAGACUAAUACUUGUAUGAUGACUCCUAUCAGUGAGGAGGACAUCGGUAAAUCAGAACUAAUCAAGGACCAACUCCUCUCUUCAAACCCCUCUAAAACUGAGGAGCAACAUCAGCCAGGAAGCAAUCGGGAAGACUCAGGAUCAGGUAGAGAGGAAGAGCUAAAGCCAGAGAAGAGACAUCAGGACAUCAGAAAUAAGAGAAACAAUGCGGACAAUUCAAAACUAGGCAGCCAUAAAAAUGUUGUGCCUUCUUGUGAAACCUGUGGCAAGUCUUUCAUUCAGAUUGGACAAUUGACUGAUCAUGUGUGCAGUCAGAAGCCUUUCCAUUGUCCGACUUGUGGAAAAGGCUUUACUGUGAAAAGUAAGUUAAAUAUUCACAUCAUGACUCACGAGAGAGAGAACCCAUGUCCUUGUAAAAUAUGUGGUAAGUCUUUUAGAACAGCCAGCCAUUUAGCCAGUCACAUGAGAGUUCACACAGCUGGGAAGCAAUCUUCACUCAUGACUUGUGGAAAGGAUGUCGCCGAGCAAAAUAACUCAAAUAUUCAAACAGGUGCUCACAAAGAUGAGAAGCCAUUCCUCUCUCCGACCUGCAGGAAUAGUUUCAGUGAAACAGGAAGUUUCGAAACACACAGAGUUCAUGUUGGUGAGAAGCCUUUAAGUUUGACCUGUGGGGAAGUUGUUGCCCAGAAACCUGAUUUAAAUGUUCCAACUAGAACCCAUGUGGGGAAAAAAACAUAUCCAUGUCAUCUGUGUGAUAAAUCUUUCAUUCAAAGUACCGAUUUGGCACGACACCGUAGGACUCACACAGAUGAGAAGCCAUAUUCUUGUGAACUGUGUGAAAAAUCUUUUAGACGAAAUAACAUGUUAGUUCGUCACAUGAGAGCUCACACAGGCAAGAGGCCAUAUUCCUGUAAAGUGUGCGGGAAAACCUUUAAUGACAGGAAUCAUUUGGCCAGUCAUGGAAGAACUCACACCGGUGAGAAGCCUUUCCCAUGCAUGGUUUGUGGGAAAGGUUUUAACAACAAAUCUAACUUGAAUUACCACAUUAGAACUCACACGGGUGAGAAACCACAUCCGUGUGAACUGUGUGAUAAAACUUUCAGAACCACCAGUUGUUUGACUCGUCACAUGAGAACGCACACAGGUGAGAAGCCAUACUCUUGUAAAGGGUGUGGCAAAUCUUUUUGCGACAGUAGUCAAUUGGCUACCCACAUAAAAACCCACACAGGUGAGAAGCCUUUCAUCUGCCCUGAUUGUGGAAAAGGUUUUAUUCAGAAAAGUAGCCUGAGUUAUCACAUGGUGACACACACAGGUGUGAAGCCCUUCUCAUGCCAUGUUUGUGGAAAACGUUUUACCCAAAACAGUAACUUGAGUUAUCAUGUGAGAACUCAUACAGGUGAAAAGCCAUUUUCUUGUAAAUUUUGUGAUAAGUCUUUCAGUAAAAAUGGUGAUUUAACUCGUCAUGUAAGAACUCACACAGGAGAGAAGCCUUUCUCAUGUCUGACAUGUGGAAAAGGCUUCAUCCACAAAACAAACCUGAGUUAUCACAUGAGAACUCAUACAGGUGAGCAGCUGUAUUCUUGUGAAUUGUGUGGCAAAACUUUCUGCAGAAAUUGUGAUUUAAGCCGUCACUUAAGAACGCACACAAGUGAGAAACCUUUUCCUUGUGAAUUAUGUGAUAAAUCUUUCAGAACCACCAGCCAUUUGGCUCGUCACCUUGGAACUCACUCUGCAGUGAAGCCAUUUUCUUGAGAAAUGUUAAAUCAUUCAGUGGAUGCUUCCUUCAGCAGUCAGACAGCAGAUCACCAGAGAAGAAGUGAUGAUGAGGCGGUUAGGAAGGAGUUCUUAAAUCGAGGGCAUUUACCUCGCAGGAUUUCAGUUUAUUUAUAUAGCACUAGGGAUGGGUACAGGAUUCGGUACUUUUAUAAAUACCGACCGAAUUCCGUCAGUACUACAGAGUACCUAUUCAUACAAAUUUAAAUGGUACCAUGUUUCGGUACCUAAAUGCAUCAUGAGAGAGUUGUGUGGGUGAUUUUCCAUGCUGGAUAUGAACACAGCAUUGCACGCACAAGAGGCAUAAUGACAUCAGUGGCCACUGGUACCGUCAACAAAGCAAGCAUGGCUGAUAGAAAGCGCUCUCCACUUUUCAAAAUGCGACGCAGAUUACGCUUGUGAUGUGGAGUGGAAUACUUCUAAUUUGAGGAAGCUCCUGGUUAAGCAUAAGAUUUUCCUCAAGGCUGAAGAACGCACAACUAUCAUUAGCCUCGUAUAUACGGCUACAUCUCCUGCAUUCGGCUCCGUUAGCACGCCUGCAUCCGUUAGCGACUCAUCAUCUGCAGCCAGCAACAUGGGAGAAGAAAUGUUUGACACAAUUAAGAUGUUACCAUACAAACAGUUGGAUGUUCAUUUGAUAUAAUCAUUAAAGUUUAUACAGUGGUCAGAAGAAGUAUUUGAUACACUGCUGAUUUUGCAUGUUUUCCUACUUGCAAAGCAUGUAAUUUUUCAUCAUAGGUACAUUAACAAAUACUAGUGGCCGAACGCUCUCAAUUCCCCAACAAGUUUGAAUAUAUAAAGGUUUUGGGUGAGUUAGUAACAAUUAUUAAUGACAAUAAAUUAAUUAUAAUUAAAUGCUAGUAGCCCAAUAAUCACAAUCCCAUAGUGUACUCCUAACAUCUAUUCGUUGUGAAAGGUUUUGGUUAUUGUUGGAAGAUUUGUACAUGAAUUAUCAUUGCUUAGUUUAAAAAGGUUCUUUAUCUUUAGGAUUUACCAUUAAAAUACAUUUUUAUUUAUUUAGUUUGGGGAACUUUGAUAGAAGUGGUUUGAAUACUUUUCACAUUUAUCUUUGAAGUAUUUUAAUGAAUUAUUAACAGAAUUGUCAUCUUGUCUUAGAGUUACAUUUGGGUGGUUGCUAUGCAGACUGAGCAGGAACUUGUGUGUGGAGGAGUUUGGGAAGCAGUCUGUUCUCACCCCAGCUGAUCUCCGUGUCCUUGGAUGCCAGAUGUGGACGUGUGGGCUGUAUCAGUACCUGGACAGAACCUGUUUUAUUCAGUAGGACUUGUAUUUGUGAAACUGUGUGUAGCCACACCCACGAUGCUGAAACAUGAGUGUUUUUUGUUUCUUUAAUAAAAGGCUGUGACUCAGAGCAGCUCCUCUGAGAGGAUGAACUGAUAA
Girardinichthys multiradiatus is the source of this 4164-nucleotide messenger RNA. RefSeq names its product zinc finger protein 260-like. Gene Ontology annotation, molecular function: RNA polymerase II cis-regulatory region sequence-specific DNA binding; DNA-binding transcription activator activity, RNA polymerase II-specific. Lineage: Eukaryota; Metazoa; Chordata; Actinopteri; Cyprinodontiformes; Goodeidae. Bases 385 to 2745 code for a protein of 786 amino acids. Gene Ontology annotation, cellular component: nucleus. The record is from RefSeq and is a predicted model, not a curated record. Gene Ontology annotation, biological process: regulation of transcription by RNA polymerase II. The transcript is spliced from 3 exons.